Molecule: messenger RNA, 807 nt
Organism: Cyphellophora europaea CBS 101466
Lineage: Eukaryota; Fungi; Ascomycota; Eurotiomycetes; Chaetothyriales; Cyphellophoraceae
Exons: 1
Coding region: 1-807 (268 amino acids)
Source: RefSeq, a predicted model, not a curated record
AUGUGCCACGUCCACUUCGGGUACUACUGGGUCUGCUGGGUCUGCCAGAAGCGCGAGUUCGAGAUCCUCCACAGCGGCCAUAAAACCGAGGAACCGCACCUCAACAUCGACUGCACCUGCGACACCGAGCACAUCUACGCCAAGUGCCUCUGUCACCUGCCCGAACAGCAACUCCCCGACGGCACCGUCAUCAGGAGAAACCAAUGGCACAGCAAACUGUUUCUCCGAUCGCACCCACUGUGCGAAGACCCCCUCAGUGAUUGGCUCUUGGAGCAGUACGAUCGCGAUAUUGCCGAGGGCCGCAGUCCCGAUCCUUAUAUACACCCCAUGAGGUUCCAUGACCGCCCCAACGAGGGUUUCAACGCAGGCGCCAACGUCGUCCACAUCGAUUGGCCUCACACCAAUCUCAAGACUUGGCAACACAAUCACUGGUCUGACAUUACGGAUCAACGGCGUGAGGACGCCAUCGCUCGAGCCAAGCAAUAUUUUAGGGCUUUGGGGCUACAAGGUACGAUGGAGGUGGCGCUCGAGGAGGCUAAGGCAAGGGACUACGACGCGGAGGAAGAGGCACAGGAGAAUGAGAUGCGCCGCCGGAGCAGGUCGCGUUCACGCAGCGACGCUGAAGAACGUAGCGAUGUCCAUGACGACACCAGCGGUGCCUUAGAGGGCGACAGCCAAGUCUCAGAAAGCCAAGUGUCUUCCAGCUCCGUAACAGGGACUUCCAUCACCGAGUCUUCCGCCGUCGCCGCAAGUUCCACCACCGGAACGGAGAGUUCUGUGGCAUAUGCAGACAGACACCGACGCUAG